UAAUCAAAACAAUGUAUGAAAAGUAAAAAUAUAGAGAAUUAUAAUUUUUUAAAUAAAAGAUGUGUGCUCAAAGUGUAAAAUUGUGCCAGUAUUGCAAUCGUGAAGUGAACUCAACUAGCAAUCGCCUGAUCCAGGAAUUAUGUGGCCACAAUAAAUGCAGGAGGUGCUUUAUCCAGGAGAAGAAUGGAUGUCGAAUAUGCCAAGAGAGCCAGGAGAAUGCCCGCAAAUCGCCACAAAUUCACAAAGUAUCAAGCACACCGUGCAAAAUGAAGACAACCUGGGCACAGAUGGUAACAGCUGCUAAGGAAUUGAGUGCAGAAAUUGGUCAGGAAGAGGCUGAAAAUCCUGGAAUUGGGACGGAGAAUGAAGAGAAAUCUCUGGACUCUGAGGCCUGGCAGAUAGAUACGGAUGUCGAAGAGAAUGGAGGCUGUGCUGAGGAUGUGACUGAGGAAGUUGUUCAGGAAUCUAAAAAUGAGAAAUCUGAUAGUCUUUCUUCAGUUCCUGACCAUAUAACUGAACAAAUAUUGCCAGAAUCUCGGACAAGGACCAAAUUUAGGCUCUCUAAAAAUGUCAAGAGGCUGGACAAUCAGAGAUUUGAAUGUACAAUCUGUCAGAGGCAAUUUUCCAGUCGUCAGCAAUGUGUUUACCAUUCCUACUGUGAUCCCUCCCGGAAGAAGCCCCAUGAAUGCCCCCAUUGUGGUCUUGGGUUUGUCACUCUGCAUCAUCUCCAGUGUCACCUGGAAUCUCAUGAAGGAAACACCCUCAAAUGCAGCCUCUGCAGCAAGGAGUUCAACAGGACACAGAGUCUGCAGAAGCAUCUGAAAAUCCAUAAAGCUGAAUAUGAACACAAAUGCUCAAAAUGCGACAUGACCUUUCCUUUUAAGUUUUACCUCAAGCAACAUGAGCUUAAACAUGAAAAUAUCCGGCCACAUAAAUGCACAAUCUGCUUACGUGGUUUCGCCCUGAAAGAGAACCUCAAGAAGCACCUUCUGGUCCACACCAAAGAAAAGAGAUUCACCUGUGAAGAAUGUGGUAGGAAAUUCAGCAGAAGUACCACUCUAAAAGCCCACAGAAACACUCACUCAAAGAAGCGCCUCUUUGGACCUUGUUCUCAAUGUGGGAAGACUUUUGUCGAUCCCAGAGGCUUCUCCAGGCACUCAAUGACUCACAAUCAAACACCUUCUUUUAAUUGUUCCGUCUGCAAAGCCGUGUUCAAGAGGAAAGACAAUCUCAGGAGACAUAUCAGGAUCAUCCAUCCUGAAGAAAAUCUACAGGAAACCGUUGAAGAGUCAGUGGCAACUAGACAGGACACUGAAGGACAUUUAGAGCCAAAAAUAUUAAACAUUCCCGCCACAAGGACUUGCAGUGUGAUUAAAUUCACAGGAAAUGCAAAGCCGCCAAUUGUUGAACCUCCAGCAGUUGAAAAAACUCCUCAAAGGAGUCCGGAAGCUGAGAAAAUUGCAGAAGUUCCUGAAAAGCCAAAGACAAAGAAACCCUAUGAUCCCCUCGAGAUCUACAGAAAAAUCCUCUGUCCCAGCAAAGAUGAUGAAGAUGAAGAUGCAGGAGCUUCGGAGAGUAUCACCAAAAGUCCACAGGAGAACAUCUUUGUCCACUGGCGCAAGAGAACAUCCCUCAAUUUUACACAGAAUGCAAGGAGAAAAGACUAAGUCAAGACUGAAAAGCAAUCUUGUGGGAAGCACAAGAUGUUUCCUGCAAUCUCUGAGAGUGUAUCAAAGUG
Messenger RNA from Phlebotomus papatasi, 1738 nucleotides. RefSeq names its product zinc finger protein 425. Gene Ontology annotation, biological process: regulation of transcription by RNA polymerase II. The transcript is spliced from 2 exons. The coding region runs from base 60 to 1667 and encodes 535 amino acids. Gene Ontology annotation, molecular function: DNA-binding transcription factor activity; RNA polymerase II cis-regulatory region sequence-specific DNA binding. The record is from RefSeq and is a predicted model, not a curated record. NCBI's taxonomy places the organism in Eukaryota, Metazoa, Arthropoda, Insecta, Diptera, Psychodidae.